AUGUCGGACAAGCCCCGUCUUCCUGGAAUCCUCAAGGAGCCGCACUGGCACGAGCGUCCACUGCACCCCUCUGCAGAGAACCUCAUCCCGUCCGUGACUGCCAGCGCGUCCUCCUCCUCGCUCCAUCUCGACUUCUACCCUAUCAACACGUCAUUUGUCUCGGACGCUACGAUGUUCGACCACGAGAAGGACAAGGACAAGGACAAAGAGAGGGAGCGGGAUGAGCUGGUCGAGGUACCGCUCCAGGGCACUGACGACCCGAACGGCGACACGCUCAGGCAGAAGCAGACCAAGGUCCAGUUCCCGGACGACGUCAAGGCGUCUCCAAUGCCUUAUCCGUACAUGCGCACAGACUCAGACUUCGCGUUUGGCUCUCGCGCAUCAUCAAUCGCGGCCACCGACGACGAGGAUUCAGAGGACUACGAUUGGUCAGACGAGGAGGACCUCGUUGACGAAGAAGCAAAAUUCGAGAAACAUAUGGGCAAGAAGACUAAACGAGAAGGCUGGGGGUUCAAAAGAAUCAUCUCUUUGCUAUUUUCAUCGCUCAUUGGAUCGACGUUCUUGGCCGCUAUCCUCGUCGCGCCGGGACUCCUCAUCCACUUCUACUGGUACAAGCCGAACCCGACGUCGCACCGGCAGUUCGUGAAGGAUAACGUGCAAGGAUGGCUAUUUUGGGCUGCGGCGAACCUCCUCAUCUCGUGGUACCUCGCCAUGAUCAUCGACAUCAUCCCAAUCCUUAUUCGCUUUUUCAUCUCUGCUUUUUGGGGUCAUGUAUCGGAGUCGGUCAAAACCAAACUUGAGACGUAUGACUCGGUGAAGGACACCGCAAAGCCUGCGUUCUAUGCGGGCAGCGCGUACGCCAGUUGGAUCAUCAUCUUUGAGGGCAUUUACAAGCUGUAUAAUGGGGAGGGUACGUCACAGAGUCGUGCAGGGUACACAUAUCGCACUGCUCAAGUCGUCCAAUUCUUCUUUUUCCUCGUCCUGGUGUGGUGUGCUCAGCGCAUGCUUCUUCAUUUCGUUGCCUUUUCCUUCCAUAGGACUGCAUACAAAGACCGGGUAGAGGCCGUCGAGAAAGCGCUCGCCGUGAUCGAGAAGCUGCGCGACUACCGUCCUAAAUUCCCGACGCAUACGCCCCAUGCCAGGUCCGGCACACGCACCCCUGUGUUCGGCUUCAACCUGCCUGUCUUCUCAGAUAAGCAGCACUACAGCCAGUUAAGUGGUGCACUGCGGAACAUGUCUCCACCUAUCUCGCGCGAAGGAACCAGUCAUGGCCAUGAGGAUGUGGAGAACGAUGGCGAUACAGAGGACGCGAAUAAGACACUGGUAGAGAAGUCUACCAAGAAGGGUAAAAAGAAGGAGCGGCUGUCUUGGUUUGGUGGUGGUGGUCACAGUGGCGAGGCGCCAAGGAAGACCACUGAUCCAAUGGAGUUUCCAAGAGGCGGCACGACACCUGUAAACGAGAAGGCGGAGGAGGAGAUCGAGUUGGUGCCUGCUUCGGCAGUUUCGUACACAAGCGGACCUGCGUUCACUUCAAAUCCGGUUACCCCAAGUAACUUGAACCCGCAUCGGUAUCCGCCUCAUGGUACAAACAGCCCCCGCCCGAGCUUCGACUCGGCGGAUGCUACACUCAGGCAGGCGGCAAAGGUUAUCAAGAAAGCGGUUUUGCAUGAUGCGAGGAAUUUGAGAGGCAAGAACGAGAAUCUUGCUGGGUUGUCUUGGAAUAUUAACUCGACGCAUGAAGCGAAGCGCUUAGCACGUUCAAUGUACAUGCGCCUCAAAGAUCGCGGCCGAACCUGGCUCAUUCCAUCGGACUUCUUACCUGUCUUCCAAGACCAGACCCUGGCCGACGAGGCCUUCCAUGUCUUCGACAAGGACAACAACGGCGACCUUUCUCGUGCCGAGAUCAAGACCACCCUGAUCAAGGUGUACAAGGAGCGCCGGUUCCUCUCGCGCUCGAUGCGCGACGUUGGUGAGGCGCUGAAGACACUCGAUCGGAUCAUGCUGUUCUUCGCUGCUGUGAUCCUGUUCUUCAUCAGCUUGAGCGUUUUUGGAGUGGAGGUUGGCGAUUCGUUGUCGAGUGUGUAUACGAUUGGAAUCGCUGCGAGUUUUAUCUUCAAGAAUGCUGCGAGCAACGCGUUCGAUGCUAUCAUGUUCUUAUUUGUAACACAUCCAUACGACACUGGUGAUCGUGUUUUUAUUGAUACGGAAAACCUGGUUGUCAAGAAAGUUGGCCUAUUUGCGACAGUCUUCGCCCGGUCGGAUGGAACAGAGACGUACUAUUUCAAUAGCCAGCUCUUCACGAAGUUCAUCACGAACGCACAGCGCAGUGGCAAGACAUUCGAAAACCUGUGGCUGCAAGUUGCUUGGACAACGCCUCUUACCAAGCUCGAUGCCCUCGAGAAGUGUCUCAAUGACUGGUUAUCGACAGAGGAGAACCGCUGGUUUGAGCCAAGCACGAACAUCACGCUACAACACAUCGUGUAUCAACGGCAUCUGGAGCUCACUAUCGGCAUCGGACACAACGGCAACUGGCAAGAUUGGGGUCUUCGUCUUGCCCGCAAAACGGCUUUCCACGCAGCCGUGCAAUAUUAUUGCCGCCAACUGGGGAUUGUAGGCCAUGAAGCGCCUCUUCCGAUUGUUUAUGCAGAUCCCAAGACUAUGACAUAUCAACCUGAAAGUCCUGGGUUCGAGGAUAUCUUGUCUCCGACUGAGGGUGUCACCAGCCCGACAACGGAACAACGCAGAGAGCAGGACGCGCGCGAGACAGAGAUGGAGGCUCGUAACAUGAAGCCCACUCUCGGAUUCUUGCCUCCGCUUGCUGAUCGUUCUUCUCAUCUCACAAGGGUACGGAAGAGCAAAAACAAGAAGGCCAACCUGGGUGCUGGCAACGCCGGAUAA
Cyclocybe aegerita is the source of this 2898-nucleotide messenger RNA. The record is from the annotation of a GenBank genome assembly. NCBI's taxonomy places the organism in Eukaryota, Fungi, Basidiomycota, Agaricomycetes, Agaricales, Hemipholiotaceae.